Molecule: messenger RNA, 1802 nt
Organism: Ectocarpus sp. CCAP 1310/34
Lineage: Eukaryota; Phaeophyceae; Ectocarpales; Ectocarpaceae
Source: the annotation of a GenBank genome assembly
AUGCUAUCCUGCAGGCUGGUUCAGGGAAAUGGACCAAAAUUUAUUCAACCACUCCUGCCAGACGAAUUUUGUACAUAAUGUUGACAAACGCAGUAUUAUAGUGACCCCCACGAGCAAAGGAAGAAAUCGUCGUGGCCGGAAUUUCGAUUUAAGGCUUCGCUGGGAAGAUAUGGGCCAUUGCGUGCCUCAGCCAAUGAGGAGCCUCCAAAUAUUUCGAUGAUAUGCAGGCUUUUCCCAAAACGGGGACAAAAAGCAUAAUAACGCCGCCUUUUUUGUUGAAAAUCUCAGCCGUUGUCGCAGCUCCUGCUGCACCGGUGCUGCCUUACAACCAGCUGAGUACCUCUGCGCACGCCUCUCGUACGCAAGGAGACCCUCCACAAUGGAUCCACUACAAAGUGUGGAUCCCAACGUUGACACCCACAAACGCAAAGUAUCGCAAGUUUGCGCAAUGCAGUGCAGCAACACGAAGCGUUGGAGGCUCAGAUGCACGUAUCACCCACGGCCACAUGCCACGGGCAUUCACAAAAACACCGCCUUCAAGUUUGAGACGAAGGCGGAAGCUCUCGGAGACGCGGACAACUGGACAAGUGAGCUGGAAGAGCCCAUGCGAAGGCGGAGCUUGUCGCCCAAGCACGGCACGAUGCCGAACUGCGAAGUCGCCAAGAAGUGUGCCAUCCAAAAACAAGCGGAACGCGCCAGAGCUUUGAGGGGGUUGCAGCAGGAGGCCAGAAUCCUGAUGCGCCUACGCUGCAGCAGGUUGCAUAACGCCGGACUCGGGCGCCGGACGUUUGCGUACGUCAGGCGCGAUUGCAAAUCAGAACAGCGGAGGAGAUACAUGGAGCGGCGGGUUGCAGUGUGCGACCAGGAGGAUGCUGCAAUGGAUGCACAGGCCGUGGCUAUAUCUCCACGCUAACGAAGGGGCAACACGUCACGCUGCUGGAGCCUCACGAGCAGCCACCCCCGGUGACUGAUGCACCCACGAGCGACAUCAGCGUGGCCGACCCUCCGGAGGUUCUCGCCGCACACGCAGCGGCCGCGGUGUGACCCUCAGCAAACCGGUCCAUGCAUGUUGGCAUGUUCGCGUUCUCGGUGCAUAAAUCAACAGUGUUUUAUCACCCAGUUCAGCUGGCACAAGGCCGCGCUGCGAUGAUAAAAAAUCUCUCUUAGGGGCAGCACGGUCGGUGUUUCCGGCUAAUAAGUAGGUAGAUUCUCUGCAGACCCCAACAUGCCGGUAACAUGGCUGUUCGUGAUUCUUUCAUGAACCAACGACACCGUUAUAGUGCAAUGAAGCUUCGCAUGGAGUUUCGUCGACAUCGCCCAUAAACUUGCCUAAUACGGUUGAAAAAUUGUCGAUUUGUGACUUGCCGUCGGUGGGCCAAACUGCGUUGGAGAUAGCCUCUUUUGCGGGACCCCAAAAAUCUGUCCCAACAUGUGAUUUUUUUUUUUCUUGAUUCUACCUCACCUACAUAUUCCAAAAACCGUGUCUAUGAACUUUCAUGAACUAAUUCUAUAAACUGAUUAAAUGGGGUUGUUUGGGCGUCAAAAGAACCUGAUUUUCGCCGUUUCAUACUUCAAUCAAGUAGUUUGGGGAAAUUCAGGAUGCGAAAUACUUCAUGGCACAAGAGCUGAAAACUUCACGCCGUUUUUUUUAGUUAGACUCUGAACCUUCGCACACAUAUACCUUGGGUCAAUACGAAACGCUGUUCUGCGGGUCCUUUUUCAUUUCCUUCCAUGGUCGCCGGUUAUUCGGGGUCCCAGGAGCCGCACACGACCCCGAAAUCUCUAGGACCCCGGAUAUUCGG